Emiliania huxleyi CCMP1516 is the source of this 933-nucleotide messenger RNA. RefSeq lists its product as hypothetical. The transcript is spliced from 6 exons. Lineage: Eukaryota; Haptophyta; Isochrysidales; Noelaerhabdaceae. The coding region runs from base 1 to 933 and encodes 310 amino acids. The record is from RefSeq and is a predicted model, not a curated record.
AUGUUGUCGGUGAUGCACGCCCGCGAGCUUAUCCGAGUCGCCGGCGCCGACUUGCUCGCCCGCGCCCUCUCCUCCACCACUCGCGGUCGCCUCUUUCGGCUCGCCGCGAUCGCCGCGCUCGUCGCACCCGCGUCCACGUACUCAAGCGUGUGGCGCUGGCGGCUGCUGUGUCAGACCGGCUGGGGCGUGGUGGAGUCGAACGUGAUCGCGGCGGCUUGUCGCUUUCGCGGCCUCCCGUGCCACUCGUGGUCGGACGACGGGGAGGCCAAGUACGCGGCGCUCUCUUGUUGGGCCGCAGAGCUCGACAAGGCGUGCAUCGACCAGGACAGUAUCGACGCGUCUCUUCUUGGGCUGCCCAUCUACGUGUCUGGCUGCACGCACCUGCUCGUCCUCGACGGUCCCUCCUACGCGACGCGGCUCUGGUGCAUCAUGGAGAUCUUUUGCUUUAUGCUCCUGCUGCAACGCCACGUGCGGGCUGUGCGGCGGACAUGGCUGCUCCGAUCGCCCCGGCGGGCCACGCGAGUGCUGCAUGCCCGCUAUUUUGCGUACGGGUCGGGUCUGCGAAUCACGGGCGGACGGGUCAACUGCGAGGAGACAUCCCUCACGACCGUGGACGAGAUGCUCGCCCAGUGGCAGAUGCCGCACAUCUCGGUCGUCAAAGUGGACGUCGAGGGCUUCGAGUGCUCCGUGCUGGCGGGCGCGCAGACGCUCUUUACGACCAUCAAGCCGCGAGUCAUCCACGCCGAGCUCAAGUUUCCGGAGGUCGAGCGAUGCUGGAGAGAGCAGGCCAAGCUGCACGGUUACCAUGUCGGCCCCCCCAAGGGCAAGGACAAGAACACGGUCCUUACGCGUAUUGAGUCCAUCAGUCCGGCCAGGGCGCGUCUCGAGUCGCCCUCGCUCAGUGUUCCAAAGCGUGGAUCAGAAUCGCAUUGA